CGUUAAGACGGCCUCUCAGAUUUCAAGUGUCUCCUUUUACACUCCCGAGCCGCCACAUUCAUCAUGGGAGCAGGCUGAAGUUUUACUGCGGCCGCUAGAGGUGGAUGCAAAAACAGACGUUGAGUGUGGGAUGGACUCUGAGGGCAACGAGCCCCAAAACGCUCUGAGAGGGCGAGGGAGGAAAAAAAGGAAAAAUGCGAGCUAGGGCAUGAGUGCAGUGCAACUCUCUGCUCAGUUUUUGACACAGUUCAACACUUUUCAUCCGCUGGAAACUCCGAGGUUAUCCUUCGACUUUAUGGGCGUACCUCCCUGUUUUUGCAUCACAGAGGAGUAAGGUGAGGGACAGGGUCACAGCUCCAUAAAUACUUGGUGUGGCAGCAGAGACUUUUGGAUGGACCCUGGAGGAGUACAAACUACUGCGCACAGGAGAGGAGCGCCGACUUUUCUGCAAGUUGAUACCUCCUUUGUGAAGAAGCUGAGUGCCACCAGGAAAGCUGUGGUGCCUCAUCAUAAUAUGGAAAGUCUAUGAGUUCGCAUUAGCAGAGAUACAACUUGUUUCAUUGUGCUCAAAGAGUGCGAUGUAGGUCAACUUGUCAAGAUGACAGCGCUAUCACCUUUGCACCGUGCUGUUCUCGGACUCGCGUGGAGCUGCUUGAGUUUUCUGUCCUGCACCCAUUGCGGGUUAGGUGACAACCAUGUGCACUCAAGUUUUAUUUACAGGAGAUUGCGCAAUCACGAACGCAGGGAGAUCCAGAGAGAGAUCCUCUCCAUCCUGGGCUUACCUCACCGGCCGAGGCCCUUCAGUCCCGGCAAGCAGGCGUCCUCCGCGCCGCUCUUCAUGCUCGACCUUUACAACGCCAUGGCCGUGGAGGAGGAGGAAGAGGAGGGGGCGAGGAAGAGCUUUGGUGCCAAAGCUCAAGGGCACUCCAGGAAGGGUUACUACAACCCGCAGCAUGCCGGGUACUCGCGCGCGCCACAGCCUUAUCGGGCUGCUCCUCUGUUAGGCCACAGCCCCGCGCUCACCUCAGCGAACGAGAACAACUUCCUCAAUGAUGCCGACAUGGUGAUGAGCUUUGUCAAUUUAGUCGAGAAAGAUAAAGAUUUUUCUCACCAACGGAGACACUACAAGGAGUUCCGUUUUGAUCUGACUCAGAUCCCAGACGGUGAGGCAGUGACUGCUGCAGAGUUUCGGAUCUAUAAGGACCGCAGCCAUGCCCGCUACGACAAUAUCACUCUGAAGGUUUCCAUAUAUCAAGUCAUCAAGGAGUAUCAGAACAAAGAUGCAGAGACAUUCUUGCUCGACUCCAAAAAAGUGCAGGCAUCUGAUGGGGGCUGGCUUGUGUUUGACAUCACUGCAACCAGUAACCACUGGGUGAUGAACCCACAGCAGAACUUGGGCCUGCAGCUCUGUGUGGAGACUGUAGAUGGGCGAAGUAUCAACAUAAAAUCUGCUGGAAUCAUCGGGAGGAACGGGCCCCAGUCCAAACAGCCUUUCCUGGUCGCUUUCUUUAAGGCCAGCGGGGUGUUGCUUCGCUCUGUCAGAGCUGCUGGUGGGAAGAAAAAGAACCACAAUCGCAAUAAAUCAACUAAUCAACAAGAAUCAUCAAGGGCACCUAAAAAUGGAGAUUACAAUGUGAGUGAACAGAAACAAGCCUGCAAGAAGCAUGAACUCUACGUCAGUUUCCGAGAUUUGGGCUGGCAGGAUUGGAUCAUUGCACCUGAGGGCUAUGCUGCUUUUUACUGUGAUGGCGAAUGCUCUUUUCCACUCAACGCACACAUGAACGCAACAAAUCAUGCAAUAGUGCAAACCUUGGUCCAUUUAAUGUUUCCUGACAAUGUGCCAAAGCCGUGCUGUGCCCCGACCAAGCUCAACGCAAUAUCAGUGCUUUAUUUUGACGACAGCUCCAACGUCAUCCUAAAGAAAUACAGGAACAUGGUAGUUCGGUCUUGUGGUUGCCAUUAGUGGUAACUUUAAUUUAUGCUAUCUGGUGUGGGAAUCUCUGGAAAACACAUGUGCUGCAGGUGUGAUGUACAGUAUUAUGUAUAUAAAGUUUUACUACCUAAUUUAUUUUCUUUUUUUUAAAUAGCACUGAAUAUUGUUAUAUUUAAAUGAUUAGGGGAAAUAUGAUUUGAUUUACAUUAACUUUCAUUUAUCUUUUAUGUCCAUUGGCAUAUAUGCUCUCUUCAUUAGGCCUAAAUGAUAAAUUAUAAGAGUUUAUUAUUCACUGGAGUCACAGUACACAAGAUUUUUCCACUUUUACGUAAACUUGUGAUAAAUUCUCACUUAACUGUAGUCAUCAUUAAAUAAUGUGCUUUUCUUCAGUUUUUCUUAACAGACCAAUAAUUAAACAUGACUGUUUGAUUAUAUAUAUCCAAAGAUAUUGCUUUUAUCAUUAACAUCACAGCUUUAACAGGCUGCUGGAAAUCAAGUGUGAUGUCUGGAAAAAUACAGCAAGCGUUCUCUGAUCUAAACCAAAUUUACCAAAGCUAUUUUCAAGCUGUCACCAUCUUUCGGCGCUGAUACUGUUCCUCCUUUUUCAAGCCAGCUUCUUUUUAUUUCUUUUUUUUUGUAAGAGUGUGUCCUCAAAAGGGGAUUAUGUCAGUCUGGAAUGAAAGUCUUCCAUAAACACUGUUUUUCUCACUUCUCUGUGGACUGCCAUAGCUGCAUUCUUUUUUUACACUAAUUUUAGCUCUUCUGGAGAAAGUUUAUCUAAAUGUAGAAUGUUGUGUA
Messenger RNA from Cheilinus undulatus (humphead wrasse), 2731 nucleotides. RefSeq names its product bone morphogenetic protein 5 (gene bmp5). The record is from RefSeq and is a predicted model, not a curated record. The coding region runs from base 599 to 1963 and encodes 454 amino acids. Gene Ontology annotation, molecular function: cytokine activity; growth factor activity. The transcript is spliced from 7 exons. Lineage: Eukaryota; Metazoa; Chordata; Actinopteri; Labriformes; Labridae. Gene Ontology annotation, cellular component: extracellular region. Gene Ontology annotation, biological process: SMAD protein signal transduction.